AAAGGCGAUGUUUCUAAAAAAAAGUUUUUGUUUGACAAAAUUAGAGUGGCAAUUGAGGGAAAUUCAAAAAUGCAUGUCAUUGGUAUUCUUCUCACAAGGAAGAUAUAAUUUAUAAUUUUUAUUUAUGCCGAAAGUACACAUGUGUUAGGAAAAACAAUAGAUUUCUAAAGGCAAAAAAGUACUAGUCACAAUUAUUCAUUUUAUUCAAUGUAUUCUAAGUUAAUUAAAAAUUUCACGAAACUAGUGUUAUCGAAUAACAAGUCUAUUAAUUACACCUUUGCUAACGAACACGAAUUACUUUGUUUCUCUAAAAAAUAAGGACUCGAAGCGAGUAACUUCCGACAAUUUAAAAGAGAUAUUUUGAACAUUUCCUAAUAAAAUGCUAAUAUGUCAUAUAUGAUUGAAUUAGUCUAUGAACUCUUUAAUUUUACUAAACAGAAAGCAGUCUUAACGAUCCUUAAAACGACCGGUCAUUUUGUGCCUAAAAUUCUUCUAAUGACAGAAAAACAACCAUCCAUCCUAAUUGUAUGGUCGUGAAAAAGUAUUGUUUUGACAAAAAUAUUGGGAAAACUACCAUACUGGUGAUUUUCUAGACGGUCGCUUUUCGCAGUCGUUUUUCGAGUGAUCGUUUUGCGGUCGUUUGUCCGGUAAAUUUUUGACAUAAAACGACAGGUUGCUUUUCUAGUUGUUUUACGGUCAUUUUUCGAGGUCGCAGGGUUUGAUAGGAUAAUCUUGGAAAAUUUCUUCGUGCAUCAUGAUCAUUGAUCAAUAUGAUCCAAAUUAUGUCUUGAAAAUUUCUUUAAAUUUCCACAACCACGGGAAAUAUUUAGCUCUUCGGUUUCUAAUGAACUACCUUGUGUAUUUCAAUUCAGAAUUUCUUAACAAAAUUGUUUAGUUUUAUAACAAUGUAUAUCAAGUUAUCGGAAGCACAGUUUUUUAAACGUAACGUAACUCUUUAAAAUUUUGCACGUUUAAUUUCUAAUUUAAAAUAUCAAUCGAUGAUUUGACUGCAUGGACCUCACACAGUUAAACUUUUAACAACUGUGCGACGGCACUGUCAGUCAAUUUAACGCCGUAAUAAACGUUAGUAUUAUUUUUGAUUUUAUAUAUUUAAAAAAAAAUAGUUCUGUUUUUUAUGGCACAAAAUAAUAAUUUAAUAAACCUAUAUAAAAUUUUAUGUUAAUUUAUACUAAAUAAUACAGAAACAAGUGUCUUGACUAAUAGCGUGCAAGUUUCCCAUUUAAAAUGAAGACUGAAAUUAUGAUAUGUCAAUAUUUUGAACAAGAAAUGAAAAAACAUUAAAUCUCAUUCCUAAAUGAUAUAGUGUUGUAAAAGAAAAUAUUAAGAAAAGUUUAUUACCGGGUUAUAUGAGUUAUUAUGGGUUUUAUAUGGGUUAACCUUGCUUUUUAUACAAGAAAAAGACACAAGGAUCCUUUCAAGUAGGAAUAACAAAAAAAUUCUUAUUUUCACUUUCAUCACAUGACGAUGACUUGUUUGUUAAGGGUACAAUUUUAAAAAUGGACUACGAAAAUGAUAUUUUCAUACGAAAAUUUGAAUUAGAAUGUUGCAAUAAGACUUUAACCUUAUAUCAGAAACAAGUUGGAAAUGUAAGUUGUAUAGUGUGGGACGCAGCUCUCGUUUUAGCUAAAUAUUUAGACAUAUCUUGUCAAAAAAAUAAAUUCGGAUCAGAAUGGCUGCGUGGAAAAAAGAUUUUGGAACUUGGAGCUGGUAUUGGAUGUGUUGGAAUGACGGCUGCCUGCCUAGGAGGCGAGGUAGUUAUGACUGACUUACAAGAAGCGUUGCCAAUCUUGCGAAAAAAUAUUGAGAAAAAUAAGAAACACUGGGAAACUGUUGGAGGUUCUGCUGAAGGUCAAGUUCUUGCUUGGAAUAAAAAUGCACAUUUGGAUUUUAUUCCAGAUAUUAUACUCUUAGCUGAUUGUGUAUACUAUGAGGAGUCCAUUUUGCCGUUAUUAGACACGCUUGAGAAUUUUUGUAAUACAAUAAAAGAUACAUAUAUUUUACUUUCCCAAGAGGAAAGAGAUACUCCUAAUCAAAUAUCUGUUUGGCAAAAAUUUAUGGCGAACUUGACUGAAAGAUUCAAAAUAGAAAACAUUGCAUUGGAAGAGCAACAUUCGUUAUUUUCAAGUUCGGAUAUACAUCUAAUGAAGUUAACGAAAAUAAAAUAGCUUUUGCAUAUACGUUUAUUAUUACUUUAGUUCUUUUUCAUUUUCAUCAAAAAAGUGAAGAAGGAAUAACUUUGUAUGUAUGUACAUUGGAAUAAAAAUUUAUUUCCAAUCUGGUAAGAAUGUAUGGAAUGCACUGUACAAUUAAACAAGUGUAAUAAACAACAAAUUAUUUAAUAUGACAAUUCAAGAAACAAUUUGUAUUAGUAUGACUGAAUUUCAAAUAAAAAUAUAUUCUUGAGAUAAGAGCAAAUUUAAUAACGAUGAAUAUGAAUAUAAUAGCUCAGUUAUAAGUUUCUUAGAGAUCUAAUUUUCUAAAUAGUUGUUUCAUUAAAAAAUUUACACAUCGAACGGAUUUUAAUAUUUAAAGCUUAUUUUAUGUUGGAAGAUU
This is a messenger RNA of Cephus cinctus (wheat stem sawfly), 2574 nucleotides long. Its product is annotated as protein-lysine methyltransferase METTL21D. Gene Ontology annotation, biological process: peptidyl-lysine methylation. Gene Ontology annotation, molecular function: protein-lysine N-methyltransferase activity. Gene Ontology annotation, cellular component: cytoplasm; cytosol. Lineage: Eukaryota; Metazoa; Arthropoda; Insecta; Hymenoptera; Cephidae. The transcript has 4 exons. Bases 1518 to 2186 code for a protein of 222 amino acids. The record is from RefSeq and is a predicted model, not a curated record.